Arachis stenosperma is the source of this 1171-nucleotide messenger RNA. RefSeq names its product CASP-like protein 4A3. NCBI's taxonomy places the organism in Eukaryota, Viridiplantae, Streptophyta, Magnoliopsida, Fabales, Fabaceae. The record is from RefSeq and is a predicted model, not a curated record. The coding region runs from base 185 to 961 and encodes 258 amino acids. The transcript is spliced from 3 exons.
UUUCCUUUCUAUCUUUCUUUAAUCACUCUUCUUUUGAUAUCUUUUUUGAACUUUUCUUCUUUCCACCUCUCUAUAACUCCAUUUCCUUUCCUUCUUUUCCUUGUUUCUUUCUCUCAUUUGAAAAUCCGCGAAGCGCAGGGAACUGAAAAUCGCAGAAAAAUAGAAAGAACGCAGCAUCACCGCCAUGAAUAAAUCGCUCUCUAAAAACUCCGAGUCGUCGAAUAAGUUCGAGUCCCCGGUCCCGUUCCACACUUCACCGCGGUGGGAUGCCGCAAACACGCAGGGAUCGCCGAUAUACUGGUCGUCGGAGGAAUCGCCGGCGAAGCCCUUCGACAAUUCCAAGGCUAUCGUCGCCGUCGACAAGUUCACACAGUACACUCCCGAAAAAUCCACGAGGCGCCAGAAUCCGCCGCAUCAUUCGCCGGUCGUUCCUGCGCCACCACCGCCUCCUGUUAUGCCGCCGCAGAGGGAGUCGAAGGGGGAGUGGAGGAGGGAUGAGGCGUUGAGGAAGGCGGCGCUAGGGUUCCGGGUGAGCGAGGUUGUCGUGUGCCUGAUCUCCUUUUCGGUUAUGGCUUCCGAUAGGACUCAGGGUUGGAGUGGCGAUUCCUUUGAUCGCUACAGGGAAUAUAGGUAUUGCUUAUCUGUGAAUAUCAUUGCAUUUGCAUAUGCAGGAUUACAAGCAUUUGAUCUGGUUUAUCAACUAGUCACAGGGAAACACAUGAUCAACCACCACCUUCGCUCCCACUUUGAUUUCUUUGUUGAUCAGGUUUUAGCAUAUCUUCUGAUAUCGGCAUCAUCAUGUGCAGCCACCCGGGUCGAUGAUUGGCAAUCGAAUUGGGGGAAAGACGAGUUCACAGAGAUGGCAAGUGCUUCAAUUAGUAUGGCAUUCCUUGGUUUUGUUGCCUUUGCUAUUAGCUCAAUUAUCUCUGGGUACAUUCUUUGUACCCGCGGCUCCAUGUGAACUUAAUAAUAGUUAGUUUUCUCGUGUACUCAAGUUCUCUGUUGCUUUUUACCCUUUUCCUGUGUCGGAAUGUGCCUUCAAAAAAAAUGUUGAUGCUCGCUGUGUAGAUACAAUUCCACUAUUGUUUGUCUUUCAAAAGUAAGGGUGGAGAAGGUAACUUUCUUGUAAAAAAGUAGACUUAAAUAAUAUAUGAACUAAUUUGAUGAUUGA